Messenger RNA from Rhododendron vialii, 1774 nucleotides. Its product is annotated as UDP-galactose/UDP-glucose transporter 5B-like. Gene Ontology annotation, molecular function: 3'-phosphoadenosine 5'-phosphosulfate transmembrane transporter activity. Bases 407 to 1369 code for a protein of 320 amino acids. Gene Ontology annotation, biological process: transmembrane transport. Lineage: Eukaryota; Viridiplantae; Streptophyta; Magnoliopsida; Ericales; Ericaceae. Gene Ontology annotation, cellular component: Golgi membrane; endoplasmic reticulum membrane. The record is from RefSeq and is a predicted model, not a curated record. The transcript is spliced from 10 exons.
GGUCCCAUAAACUACUCCUAAAAGAAAGCGAGUGUGUAUCUCCGCUCAAUAAAUUUCCGCUGACCAGAACAACGGCCACGGAUUGUUCAGCGCGAAUCCCCACCGAAAAAGUUUCAAAAUCCCGAUUUUUCGCGGGAUGCAGAUCGAUCGAGGUGGAGAGAGGGUUUCUGAGUCUUCUGACAUCUGACGUCUCAAGUGACGAAUUUAGAGAACCAAAACAAACAACUCCAGCCACAAGGAAGACCACCAGAUUCCGGGCUGGAUAACUCCAACCUCACCGGCGCAUGUAUUUAUACAAUACCCUCCCUCACCAAUCACUUCCUUCACUUUGCAUCUCUCUCUCUCUCUCUCUGGUCAUCGUUCUCCUUCUUCAACAGGCAUCUUUUCGGUGAGCUGGGACUGUACCAUGGAGGCGGAACCACUUUCGCCACCGUACUCGGAAGAGAACAGGUUCUGGAAAGGGGCUUUCGCCGUGGUCGGAAUCAUGUCCACUCUAGUUAUCUACGGCGUCUUACAGGAAAAGAUCAUGACAGUUCCGUAUGGCGAAACGAAAGAGUAUUUCAAGUACUCAUUAUUUCUUGUUUUCUGCAAUCGUCUUACAACAUCAGCUGUAUCUGCAGGCGCUCUACUGGCAAGUAAGAAAGCAUUGGACCCUGUUGCUCCUGUAUAUAAGUAUUGUCUCGUUUCAGUGUCAAACAUAGUAACAACAACGUGCCAGUAUGAGAUUUGGAGCACAGCGAUUAUGCAGAAGGUGUACAAGGCCAACGACUAUUUCCUGGCUUUUCUAGUGAUGAUUGGUUGUGCAUUAUUCAUUCUAUACCCGGCAACAGGGGAUAACAGCCCAUAUAAUAGAGGGAGGGAAAGCACAGUUUGGGGUGUUUCCUUGAUGAUUGGUUAUCUUGGGUUUGAUGGUUUUACAAGCACGUUCCAGGACAAACUAUUUAGAGGCUAUGAGAUGGAGAUACACAAUCAGAUAUUCUACACGACAUUGUGUUCUUGUAUACUCAGCUUGACUGGUCUCAUACUACAAGGAGAUCUCCUUAUGGCGAUAGAUUUUGUUGGACGUCAUAAUGAUUGUUUCUUUGAUGUUGCUUUACUAUCCACUGUAGCAACUGCUGGUCAAUUCUUCAUUUCCUACACAAUUCGGACAUUCGGUGCACUCACAUUUGCCACCAUAAUGACCACACGGCAGUUAGUUAGCAUUCUGCUAUCAUGCAUGUGGUUCGUCCAUCCACUGAGCUGGGAACAAGGCAUUGGCGCUGCUAUCGUUUUUGGUUCCCUUUAUGCGAAAAGCUUCUUGAAAAACAAACGUCAGAAACCUUCACAACCGGAAGAUGGGGAAUCUAUUCUCCUGAAGGGGAACCCUUGAGAUGAGGAAAUCGUGCUGGCUUGUUGGUACUUUUGACUCGUAAACCACAAGCAGCUCUAUUUGCCACAGUGAGGUAGCAUCGAAGAUGUGACAGGUUUGAUGGAAACAGUUUUGCCCGACUCUAAACCGAAUAGCUAUUUUUCUUUUUCUUUUUGGAGUUAGAAGCAUAUAUAGUGACUCCCUCCCUACCAUUUUUCCUGAGGGAUGUCAAUCUACAAAAGAUUUGCGUUGCUUGUUUUCGUUCUGUUUCGUUUUGAUUUAGAAUCAAGUUAUUUUAUUCCACAGAAUUGAAGAACUGUAUAACCACAAAACUGGUGUAAAUUGUUUCGCAAGCUUGACAAAAGAGAUUAAGGACUGAUUGUUCACGGCAUUGUCUGAUUGAUUAGUUCACUCGUUUUUUCUUUU